AUGCCUGCGAUCCUCCGAUGCACCUCCCUUCUUUUCACCCUCGUCACCCUCUCCCCUGCCGUCCUCGUCAACCGCACAAUAGACGACCAAUACGGGGACCCCAUCACCCGCAGAUACCCCGUCUACUCCCCCGUAGGUGACUGGCAGCAAGGCGCCACUUGCUCAGAUUGUGCCACCAAACCGAACGUUAGCAAGGCGUUUCAUGGGACGUGGCAUGAUUCGACUUUUUAUCCUGGUAGUACGCCUAAGUCGGUCAGCGUCACUUUCAAUGGAAGCGCAGUCUACGCAUUCUUCAUAACCUCCCCCGUCCUCACCACCACCACAACAACCCAAACCGAAGCCGCUCCAGGCGAGGUGGAGAAUGCGACUGCUCCUGGGAACGUGGAAGUCGAAGAUCUUCCUGAAGACGGGGAGGACGAAUGUCCAGGGGAUGUGGAAGUCGAACAUCCUCCUGAGGACGCGGAGGACGAAUGUCCUCCAGAUGAAGUCACACCCGCCGCUUCGACAUUCGUCCUCCGUGUCUUCAGGAGGAUCUUCGGCUUCCACCUCCCCAGGAGCAGUCGCAUCCUCCACCUUGCCCGGAGCGGCUUCAUCUCCCGAGACAGCCACAGGAUCCUCGUCUUCCAAGUCCUCAGGAGGGUUAUCCAAGAAAAAACCAGCAAAGAUCGUAGCUAUCGUUGGUGGGGUGCUAUGGUUGGGACAGGAACUUUUUGA
Messenger RNA from Laccaria bicolor S238N-H82, 714 nucleotides. RefSeq lists its product as uncharacterized. The record is from RefSeq and is a predicted model, not a curated record. NCBI's taxonomy places the organism in Eukaryota, Fungi, Basidiomycota, Agaricomycetes, Agaricales, Hydnangiaceae. Bases 1 to 714 code for a protein of 237 amino acids. The transcript is spliced from 3 exons.